This is a messenger RNA of Pelodiscus sinensis (Chinese soft-shelled turtle), 1532 nucleotides long. It is a transcript of the gene RAB20, whose product is annotated as RAB20, member RAS oncogene family. Gene Ontology annotation, molecular function: GTPase activity; GTP binding. NCBI's taxonomy places the organism in Eukaryota, Metazoa, Chordata, Testudines, Trionychidae. The record is from RefSeq and is a predicted model, not a curated record.
CUUCCUCUUCCGUCCUGCCGGGAGCUCGGCCAAGGGGAGGAGAGGGCCAGGCAGGAGCCUCCCAACUUUCCCCUCCGGCGGGCGGGGCGAGCCCGCCCCUGGCUGGCAGGGCGGCCGGGCCAGUGGCCCCGCAGGAGCUGGCGGCCCGGGAUGCGGGCGCGGAGCCGAGGCGGCUGAGCCGGGCUGCGCGCAGGAUGAAGAAGCCGGACGGGAAGGUGGUGCUGCUGGGGGACAUGAACGUGGGCAAGACCUCCCUGCUGCACCGCUACAUGGAGAGGCGCUUCCAGGACACCAUCAGCACGGUCGGGGGCGCCUUCUACCUCAAACAGUGGGGGCCCUACAACAUCUCCAUCUGGGACACUGCAGGACGGGAGCAAUUUCAUGGCCUUGGUUCUAUGUACUGUAGAGGAGCAGCUGCUGUGAUCCUUACGUAUGAUGUAAACAACUUGCAAAGCCUGAUAGAACUGGAAGACAGAUUUUUGGCGCUGACGGACACUGCUAGUACUGACUGUAUCUUUGCUAUUGUUGGAAACAAAGUUGACCUCACAAAUGAAUAUGCCUUAUUGCUAGAAAGAGCAGAUGAAAGUAGACCUGAAAAGCCUGUCACCAGUUGCAUCUCUACCAAGGUCCAGAAACAAGUCCAUCUGGAUGAUGCUGUUGCACUCUACAAAAAGAUACUGAAAUACAAAAUGUUGGAUGAGAAGGACGUUCCAGCAGCUGAGAAAAUGUGCUUUGAGACCAGUGCAAAAACAGGAUAUAAGGUGGACUACCUCUUUGAAACCAUAUUUGAUAUGGUAGUACCAAUAAUUUUACGGCAGCAAGCUGAGGGGCCACCACAAACCGUGGACAUAACCAAUUACAAAUCAGCAAAAAGGACAAAAUCUGGUUGUUGUGCCUAAAAUAGUGGUGAUGUGGGGAGGGAGGAGAUUGUGUCUAUAUGAUAUACUAGUGAUCCCGAAGUUAGAGAUGCUCAUUCCUUGAUUUGCCCUCUCUCUACAACUAUAAGUGAUCUAGGGAUGGAAUAUGCAGAACAGCAAAUCUUUUGAAGACUAAAGGCAUUUGGAAACACCAACCUAAUUAAUUUAUUUAUAAAUAACAAAAAUGUGAAUGGGAUCAUGGGGGUAGAUUGUAAAUUUCAUAGGGCCCUUGGGUGGAGGAGAGAUCAUAAUGAAUGUUGGAAUGUAUGCUGUGGUACUGUGUCCAUGCAGAUUAUUAUUGACUGAGAGUUAAGCACUCUCAAAGGAAUCCUGCUUUAUUUUUUUUUAGAAUGCAUUGUUUUUUCUGUACUUAGUAUACUACAUCUAAAGUGUCUCUGGAUUGACUUUCACUUUUGUACUAGAUAUGACUUUCACUUAAAAAUUAUAACUUUUCUUCUGGGGACGAUUUAGAUAUGAGGUACUUUUUUACGCUUUACAAAUGAUUUUUUUCAGAAUAUAAAUUAUAUGGAAAGGUCACUAAUCAAGCUAUUCAAUUAUCCUUCUGUACCAGAUACUGCAAUAAAAGAUGUACUAUUAAAGUUACUGUGGAAAUGA